AGCGGAAGAGGCGAGCCGAAGGGGCAGCGCGUGAGAGUGAGGCGGAGAGACACGAUGGCGUCCCGCGGUCCCUCCGCCAAGCGUGGUGGCGGCGCCGGCGGGGCGGGGGGCUCUCGGGGAGCCGAGCCCCAGGGGGAGCCGCCGCCUCCGCUCCAGGCCGUGCUGGUGGCCGACAGCUUCAACCGCCGCUUCUUCCCCAUCUCCAAGGACCGGCCGCGGGCUCUGAUUCCUCUAGCAAAUGUGGCCAUGAUCGACUAUGCCCUGGAAUUUCUAACGGCAACGGGAGUGGAGGAAACGUUUGUCUUUUGCUGCUGGAAGUCGGCGGAGAUCAAGGAACAUUUACAGAAAUCCAAGUGGUGCCGUCCGACUUGUCCAAACACGGUGCGGUUCGUGACCUCGGAUCUCUACCGCUCCCUUGGGGACGUCCUAAGGGACGUGGAUGCAAAGUCUCUCGUCCGCUCCGACUUCGUCCUCGUCACAGGAGACGUGGUGUCCAAUAUUAACCUUUCCAAAGCUUUGCAGGAGCACAGGGCGCGGCGUAAAGCGGAGAAGAACGUGUCCGUGAUGACGAUGAUUUUCAAAGAGUCCUCAACUGGUCACCGGGCCAGAUGUCAAGAGGACGACGUCAUCCUUGCCAUGGACAGCGCAACCAACCGGGUCCUCCACUACCAGAAAACGCAAGGGCUGAAGCGCUUCCGGUUUCCCACGAGCUUGUUCCAGAGCAACAUAGAAGAAGUCCAAGUACGGCAUGAUUUGCUGGACUGCCACAUUAGCAUCUGCUCGCCUCAGGUGGCCGAGCUGUUCACGGAUAACUUUGACUACCAGACCCGGGAUGACUUUGUGCGCGGCCUUCUGGUGAACGAGGAGGUGCUGGGCAACCAGAUCCACCUGCACGUGGCCUCAGAAGAGUAUGGCGCCCCUGUCUCCAACUUGCUGAUGUACGAAGCCGUGUCCUCCGACGUCCUCCAGCGCUGGGUUUACCCGCUGACUCCGGAGAUGAACUUCAGCGACAAGGAGCGGCGGAGCUGCACCCACGCCCGCCACAAUAUCUACCGGGGGGCAGAGGUGAGCCUGGGCCACGGCAGCGUGCUGGAGGAGAACGUCUUGAUCGGGCGGGGGACGUGUGUCGGCAACAAGUGCUUCAUCACCAACAGCGUCGUCGGCCUGGACUGCAAGAUAGGCGACGAGGUCGUUCUGGACAGGGCGUUCCUCUGGAACGGCGUCCGCGUCGGAGACCGGGUGAAAAUCCAGCAGUCGAUUGUCUGUGACGAGGCCGAGGUGAAGAAAGGGGUAACGCUGAAGUCGCAUUGUGUCCUCACUUCCCAGGUGGCGGUGGGCCCCGACAUCGUCCUUCCGGAAGGCACCGUAAUCUCCUUACAUCCCACGGAUGAGGAAGAGGAAGACGACGACCAGUUCAGCGACGAUUCCGGCGUGAACAAAGAGGAGAGCAAGGUGAAGCUAAAAGGUUACAACGCAGCAGAAGUCGGCUCCGAAGGCAGAGGCUACCUCUGGAAAGCAGACAGCAAGAACGACGUGGACGAGGAGGAGCAGAGGCAGAGCCUGUGGGGCCCCGUUUUAAGCGCGGAAGAAGAGAACGAGUCGGAAAGCGACGUGAGUCUGGGGUCUGAGCAUUCGGAUAGUCGGGCAGCUUCCCCUCAGCUGGACGAUAUCAAAGUCUUCCAGAAUGAAGUCCUGGGAACGUUGCAGCGGGGCGAAGAGGAGAACAUCUCCUGCGACAACCUGGUUUUGGAGAUCAACUCUCUCAAGUACGCGUACAACAUUGGCCUGAAGGAAGUGAUGGAGGUGCUCAGCAAGGUGGUUCUGGAGUUCCCCCUGCAACAGAUGAACGCCGAAAAAGAUCCCCAGCACUACGGCAUGCUGGUACUCCCGUUACUGAAAACCUGGGCUCCGCUCUUCAAGAACUACAUUAAGCGGGCGUCGGACCACUUGGACGCCCUGCGAGCCAUCGAGGAGUUCUUCCUGGAGCACGAGAGCCUGUCCAUGUCUAUGGCCAAAGUGCUGAUGACUUUCUACCAGCUGGAGAUCUUGGCGGAAGAGGCGAUUCUCACCUGGUUUUCUCAACGCGAUACCGCCGAGAAAGGCGGGCAGCUCCGUAAAAACCAGCGGCUCCAGAAGUUCAUCCAGUGGCUGGAGGAGGCCGAAGAGGAGUCAUCAGAGGGGGAGGAAAACUGACGCGGUGGCCGCCGUCCGUAAAAGAGGCUCCUGCCGCCCGUCCGGGGGGAACGGGGGACCGCGCGACGGGCCUUGGUCGAAAGGGCCGGAGCAGGAGCGAGACCCGAUGCAUGGUGUGCGCGUGUGGGACCUGCACGUCCGAGUGGCUGACAAUCCCGUCGUCGUCCAUUACUGUACUUGGCCACCUUACCCCUGGAACGUCACAUCUUGCGGAAUUCGCUGGCAGGAAGCGCUGGAGAGCUGUAUACGUUCGAGAUCUGUUACGGGAGGUGGGGGUGGUCGUUGUAUAAAUUAUACAUGAUGUGUAAUAAGCUAUCCAUGGGGGGCGGGGGGCUCGCAAACUGACGUCGGCAGCAGCAGUAAAUCCAUACAGGUUCCAUGUCAGCUUUCGCUGUUGGGGUCCGAACCACUUUGGAAUUGUGUAAAAUUGUGUACAAAACCGGUGCUGUCGUGGCCAAAUUUAUUUGGAGCCCUUGGCUAUUAGGGCGGGGCGGGUGCUGCUGGU
Gekko japonicus is the source of this 2698-nucleotide messenger RNA. It is a transcript of the gene EIF2B5, whose product is annotated as eukaryotic translation initiation factor 2B subunit epsilon. Gene Ontology annotation, molecular function: translation initiation factor activity; translation initiation factor binding; guanyl-nucleotide exchange factor activity. The transcript is spliced from 16 exons. The record is from RefSeq and is a predicted model, not a curated record. Gene Ontology annotation, cellular component: eukaryotic translation initiation factor 2B complex. NCBI's taxonomy places the organism in Eukaryota, Metazoa, Chordata, Lepidosauria, Squamata, Gekkonidae. Bases 55 to 2193 code for a protein of 712 amino acids.